UGUAUACUGACCUAUCGCUGAAACAACUGAGACUUGUCAAACAUGACACGGGAACAUGAAUUAAAGGCCCAAAACCUUGGAAAAGGAAAAGGUUUUCGACACUUAGUCACACAAGUCGGAGAAAUCAUCACUUGAAAUCAGAGUCGAUUCUGCGCUUCAGGCUUUUUAGUCACUUUCCCUUCAGCCCUUCAGGAGUGUGGGUUUGCUUCUCCCACAGCCAUAAAUGACCGGGUUAGUCAGCUCUGCUUAGGGACUGGGAUCAGUUUUCUACAAGCUCUUCAACUUUUUUUUUCCUAACCAGACAUGUCAAAUUUGACUUUUAACAGCGAAUAUAUUUAUAAUUUACCCGCGGCUGCUGUUCAUGAGUUCACCCGUGUUAUGGAUUCACUCCCGGAUUCAGACUGGCUGAGAUUUGCUUCCCGAGUUAUUUGUGACCAAACAGAGCUUCGGCUCGUGGAGCAGAACAGCAGACGGACGGAAACACUAAUGCACAAGUGGGGCUGCAGGAACGGGACGGUCGGAGAGCUCAUAACCAUCCUGCAAGAUCUGGAGCUGUUGAGACCUCGAGAUAUCAUUCUUAGAUCAUGGCAUAUUCCGCAGCCGAGCUCUGUCUCCUCCAAAUCCCUACCACCACAGAGUAUCACCCGCUACAGCUCACCGCCCCCAUCACGCUUUACCCCCUCGAAAGACGUCACCCGAUCCCUCACUAUUCUAGACACCAAGCUGCUAUCCAAACCUGGACCUCCACCCCCUGAUCCGACCAGAUCAUGUCCCUGUCCACCAUCAGCAGUUUUAAAAGAAGGAAAAAAAGAAGAGCCUCCUUGCAAUUGCUGUGCAGCUCAGUCGCCUCAGUUCACAGGCGUCAUGUCCUGGCAGUUUGACGAAGUACAACGAGGUACGGACUGUUUCUCCCCAGCCAGGCAGAUCGGAGAGGGAGGCUUCGGCCACGUGUACCGCGCCUCCAUGAGGAACACCGACUUUGCAGUGAAGAGGCUCAAAGAGGAUUCCCAUCUGGGCUGGAGUGUGGUGAAGGAAAGUUUUAAGACUGAGGUGGAAAGACUCUCGCAGUAUCGACACCCAAAUAUAAUGGACUUGGUUGGCUACAGUGUGGGAGGUGGAACGUACUGCCUUAUCUACGUGUACAUGCCCAGCGGUUCUCUGGAGGACCGGCUGCGCUGUGAGAAUGGCUCUGCCCUCUCCUGGUCACAGCGUGUAAAAGUGCUCAUGGGUUCGGCACAAGCUAUUCAGUACCUUCAUUCCUGCUCUCCUGCACUCAUCCACGGAGACGUCAAAAGCUCCAACAUUCUCUUAGGGGAACAUCUGGAACCGAAGCUGAGCGACUUUGGCCUGGCGCGGUUUUGUCGUAGCCCGAGCAGGACUCCAGGGAAGACGAGCAGCGUGGCUCAGACCUCUACGGUGCGCGGCACCCUGGCAUACCUGCCCGAUGAGUACCUGAAAGAUGGCCAGUUAGGCAUGGAGAUCGACGUUUACAGCUUUGGAGUGGUGCUGCUGGAGGUGCUGACGGGCCGAAGAGCUUUAGAAACCAGCAGCCAGUCAAAGAAUGUUUACCUGAAAGACCUCGUGUCGGAACUGGAGGACGAUGGGAGUUCUUGCAGCAGAAGGAAGGACACUCGAGAGCUCUCCAAUUCACAGGCAGCUGAAAACAUCUGGAAAAAGCAUCUGGAUCCUUGGCUGACUUCGGAAGGAACGUCUGGCCCUCACAGGUCAAAAGAAAUCGCUCAGCUGGCGUGUCGCUGCUUAGACCGGCGGAGGAAGAAAAGGCCGCCGAUGACUGAGGUCUUCAACACUCUCGUGGAUGUAGAUAAAAGCUUGAAGGCUUUGAACAGAACAGUCACAGACGGAAGAUCCCCGACUCCUCCUCAUCUGUCCAGCCCGAAGCCUCUGCGCUCCAAUAACUCUGUGGACUCUCUCUCGCACCAGUUCUCAAAGCUCGGCCCUCAGGAGAUCACUUUCUGCUGCUCGUACAACCCCAGCUUCCCACGACCCCCUUCCGCAGUGACUUGCUCAGAACUUCCCGAGUCAAGAAGGAGACCGGGAUCAUGGGAAAGUCGCUGUUCCUCUUUUCAUGCGCCGUGCGAAUCGGAUGAGAGUCAAGGGUGUUCGCAGUAUUUUGGGUCGACGUGCACAGGGCAGAGAAACGCAUCUCGGGUGUGGCCUGAGGGAAACGGCCAUAUCGAGACCACACAGUCAAGUAGCUCGUCCGUCAGUACACGGACGCCGUCGAGGGUCAAUUCAGAAGACGGAGUUAUUAUUAAUCCAGUCAGACAGCGCUUAGUUGAGAAAAUGGUACUUUACGAGGAAGGUCGAAUCCCGACCUCGGCUCUCUUCUCUUCUGGCAGUUCAUCAAACGGAGCGAUGAAUACACAGCCACGGGAACCAGAAGAGAGCGACGAGUUUGCGAACAGUUUCAGCUAGACCACGCAAACUGAGAUCUUCUGACGAAUUCCAACACUUGAAAGCAAAUCGGGUACGAAGGCGCUCCGCUGGACAAGAUUUCCCAACACCACAUGUUCUCAACACCAAAAUGGUGACCUACUAACUGUUUUAUUAAUACUAUAUGGAUAUAUUAUAUUAUAUAUACGUUUUAAUUUUUUUUUUAUAUGUUGGAUGGAAAUUUCCCAAAUUUCCUUCUGUAUGAGUAAACGUGUUGGAUUUAAGGAGAGACUGCAUAAUAAAUAUGCUUGAUGCCAAGUUCAUUACGUCCUGGAUUCUGCAAUCUGCACAAAAAUCCCAACUCUGUCUUCCUUCUGUCUGAAAGCGGACGCCGGUCCAGAACAGAACGGGUCGGACUGCAUCGUUGGCGGUAACAACUGUGAAACUGCGAUAUGUUGAGACUUCAGGAAAGGCAAACGGUUUUAAAGCCAGGCCUGGCGGCUGAGAGUCUCGAUUUGGCGGCCUUUAUCCCGCGACUGCACAUUUCAUAAAGACUGAAACGUGCGUCUGACUGAUUUAAUAUGAAAAUAUUUGUCCAAGAGCGGUUGAAGUGAGCAGUUUGGACAUUUCUUCGUCUGAUUUUCUUAAGACUACAUUGCACUCGAACGAGAAAUAUUACCUUUCUCGAGUGUCCUGUGAUUUCAACACCGUUCCUGUCAUGAAUGAGGUCUUUAUCAUUGAGCUGGACCACUAACUGGGAGUCAAACAGUUUACUCUUUCUUUUUCCUUCAUACCUUUUCUGCUUCACGUUUCACACCGCAGCUCGGAGCUUUCCUCUAAGCUGAAUAAGUCAAUCAUUCAAGCGCUGCAUUAUUUCAGGAGCAAUUUUACACGAUUUACAAGAGAUUUCUUGCUGUCGGAGUUCAACGCCGUUCAGUUCAGUGUCAUUUUCCACAUCCACGUUUAUCACAGUUAAUACUGACUUUGUCAUUUUAUUUUUUACGUGUAUGUGUAUCCUAGAAAUGGGCGAGAUAUAUUUUUGACAUCACAAUAUUUCUACAAUACGUAAUAUUUAGGUUUGGUAAACUGCCACCAUCAGUUUUUUUCGUUUGGGGGGGGGGGGGGACCCCAUUAUUUAAACCUUUUUUUUUUUUUUUUUUAAUUUAUCAUGGACAAAAAUAAACAAAUACUGAUGAUUUAUCUUUAUUAAAACAUUUUAAUCAGCUGCUUUCCAUCAGUGUUAUAAAAAUCUUAAUGAUACUAAUUAUAUUAAAAAAUGCAUAUUGAGAUGUUUUCAUUAUCACCAUAUCAGUAUAUCGUCAUACGCUUGGCUCUACUGCCUCUGUCUGUCACGGUACGUUCCUGUUUGACUGUUGGGUUUUUUUGGAUCUUAGUGACAAGGGAAGAAAUAAAAAUAUUAUGUGAAA
Messenger RNA from Neoarius graeffei (lesser salmon catfish), 3821 nucleotides. It is a transcript of the gene irak1, whose product is annotated as interleukin-1 receptor-associated kinase 1. Gene Ontology annotation, cellular component: plasma membrane. The coding region runs from base 304 to 2436 and encodes 710 amino acids. Gene Ontology annotation, biological process: protein phosphorylation; signal transduction. Gene Ontology annotation, molecular function: protein binding; ATP binding; protein kinase activity. Lineage: Eukaryota; Metazoa; Chordata; Actinopteri; Siluriformes; Ariidae. The transcript is spliced from 14 exons. The record is from RefSeq and is a predicted model, not a curated record.